CGAGCGAGCAGUAACGAAUAACAAUUCUGUCUUCAGGUGGAUUUGGGAAGAAUGAAUCUCAUCACAGGGACCAUCAUCCAGGGCAGUGGUGAUGACUUUUGGGUUCGAUCCUACAAACUACGGUACAGCGCAGACCGGACAACUUGGACGACAUAUGCAGACAGCGAUGGCUUCAUAAAGGUUUUUAAAGGCAACACUGACCGGAAAACCCCUGUAACCAAUCUACUGGACUACCCCAUUUAUGCCCGUUAUGUGCGUUUCGUUGUUCAGUUGUGGCAGCAGCAUAUCGGCAUGAGGGUGGAGAUUCUAGGCUGCAGCAAAAAUGUUGGUGACUGCGAGCCAAACCCUUGUGCGAAUGGAGGAACAUGUCUGGACCGUGAGGGCGGCUUUGACUGUGCUUGCCCCCCUCCGUUUAACGGAAAGAACUGCAGCGUUGGUAUGUAA
Molecule: messenger RNA, 444 nt
Organism: Branchiostoma belcheri (Belcher's lancelet)
Lineage: Eukaryota; Metazoa; Chordata; Leptocardii; Amphioxiformes; Branchiostomatidae
Product: EGF-like repeat and discoidin I-like domain-containing protein 3
Exons: 3
Coding region: 52-444 (130 amino acids)
Molecular function (GO): calcium ion binding
Source: RefSeq, a predicted model, not a curated record